Molecule: messenger RNA, 303 nt
Organism: Diatraea saccharalis (sugarcane borer)
Lineage: Eukaryota; Metazoa; Arthropoda; Insecta; Lepidoptera; Crambidae
Source: the annotation of a GenBank genome assembly
AUGUCUAUUUCACCAUUCCUUCGCUCACCGUUUACGGACCUCACGGGUGGCUUGACCUCCCAUCAAAUGUUGGGUAAAUGCCAAAAGGAGGAAAUGCGCUAUAUGGAAUGCUUGGAGGCUUACGGUCUGGAUCGCGGCCGAGUAAAAUGCGCCCACCUCUUUGGCGACUUCCAUGAGUGUCAAACAAUGACCAAACAAUUCAAGAGGUUUAUGGCAAUGAGAAGAGAAAGAGACAGACAAAUUGCUGAAGGAAAACUAAAAGGCGAUGAAAAAUAUGUUACUCCAAAGCUGGACAGCUACUAA